AUGUCUACAGGAGCGUUGUCACCAAAGAAGGCUGCCGAAAAGACCUUCGAGACCGGCGUUCACCAUCUGGAGGAGGAUCUGCAAUUAACAUUUCUCAAAAAUGUCUAUGGUGCUCUAUUGAUCUCGGCAGGAGGCUUGCUUUCUCUCACUUUGGUUACUGGCACUCCAGGGCUGUCAGAGACUAACCCAGGACUCCCGCGUAUCUUACAAGGAAUUACAUUCCCCGUGGGCCUUGUUCUGGUGUAUCUGGUGGGAGCUGAGUUGUAUACUGGAUACCCUAUGUGGUUCGUGAUGACGGCCUUGGAACGGAAAGGAUCGCCCUUCCAAUACCUACGCGGUGGCAUAGUAUCCUGGCUUGGCAACCUCGUUGGCGCUUUACUCUUCGCUGGUGUCUUCACCCGCCUGACUGAGAUUCUCAGUGAAGACCCCUUCAGAAGCGGUACCAUCUCCAUGAUCUCUCAAGACAUUAUUGAAUCGCAGUGGCACAUUAUCUUCCUCCGCUCUAUUCUCUGCGGCUGGCUAGUGACCUUCUCCAUGAUGCUGGGCACGCAGAACCAAGAUGGUAUCAGCAAAGCUCUCGCUUUGCAUUGGCCUUUCUUCAUUUCGACAGCGGCAAAGUGUCCACAUACAGUCGAGUACAUGUAUCUCGGUUCCACUGCCAUGUUCCUUGGCUCUCCCAUGUCGAUAAGCAUGCUGAUAUGGAAAUGUCUGAUCCCCAUUACUUUGGGUAAUACUGUUGGUGGGGGCUUGUUCACGGGUGCUUACUCUUGGUGGGUACAUCUGUAUUGUGAUGACAAGAAGGCCGCUCAUCGUGAUGGAAAUGGUUGGGGUUCUGUCAGGCUUGGAGAUGAUGAUGACUAG
This is a messenger RNA of Aureobasidium melanogenum CBS 110374, 861 nucleotides long. RefSeq names its product Formate/nitrite transporter. Lineage: Eukaryota; Fungi; Ascomycota; Dothideomycetes; Dothideales; Saccotheciaceae. The coding region runs from base 1 to 861 and encodes 286 amino acids. Gene Ontology annotation, molecular function: high-affinity secondary active nitrite transmembrane transporter activity. The record is from RefSeq and is a predicted model, not a curated record. Gene Ontology annotation, biological process: transmembrane transport; nitrite transport. The transcript is spliced from 2 exons. Gene Ontology annotation, cellular component: membrane.